UUAAAGAAGAACCGGAUGACAUGCGCGUCUCAUUUAUGUCAAGAUGAGAAAAUUAAAUUGAGUCAAAGAAGACGUCAUCAUCGCUAUUUUCUAUCAAGUUAAAUAAAUUGUCGGUAUGAAGAGCAGUGAAAGGCGUAGUGGAUGCAAGUGAGUGAGUGAGUCAACAUGCGCAGUAUUAAGCCCUUCACGGCCCUGCUGCUGUUGGCGUUACUGACUCAGGCGACCGAGCUGACGGACGAUGACCCCGACAGUGACCCCGCCCGCUUCAUGAUAGUAGUGGAGCACGAGGACGGUCAUCAGUGUGCGGCGUCCCUGGUCUCUAUCCGUACCGGAGUGACGACGGCCCGCUGCGCUCGGCCUCGGGGCGCCGGCGACCUGUGGGCGUACGCGGCGUCGUUGGUGAGCGCUCGGCCUCCCCCGCCGCCCUCGGCCGCCGCCCGCCGCGUGUCGCGCGUUGCUUUCGCGGGCGACGGAACCGACCCCGGCGACCCGGCCCUCGACAUCGCGUUGCUGGAGCUGGAGGAGCCGUUCGGUGUGGAGGCGACCUCGCGCCCGAUACUUAUGGCUACGUCGCGGGAGGCCUGCGAGGCGCCCCUGUGCCACGCUGUGCGAGCCCUGCCCGCGCUGCCGUCUCCGCCGGCAGCGGCCGGGCCGGUCCCGGGCCGCCGCGCUCGUCUGCGGGUGGUGAGCCUGUCCCGGGCCCCGGACGCGCGCUGCUCCGCCCGGGUGCCACAAUGGGCCGUCUCGAGGCCUCGCUCAAUGUGUCUGUCCGGGGACACGCUGUGCGAGCGCGACCUCGGCGGCGGCGUGGUGUGCGGCGGCAAACUGUGCGGCGUGCUGAGCGCCGUGGCGGGGGACGGGCGGGCGGCGGGACAGAGCUGCGGCGACACGCUGGCGGCUCAGAGCGUCUCUCAAUGGCGUCGGUUCCUGCACUGCGCCUAUACGUUUCAUCUUUGUGGAAGCGGAACGUGCGCCGGCCAGUGUACAGAGCAACGGCUGAUGGAGGAUCAUAAGGAUAUAAGUGUAACUUUUGGUACAGCGCUUACGACGGUCACAGAGAUUAUUACGCGAUUCACGAUGGCUUCUAGCAGCUACAGCGAUAAUGAUACGCCCCAAGUUUUAUCUUCAGACCAAGACGCAACUACUCGCGGUUAUGAAGAAGUCGGUGCGCGCGGUGUCUCUUCCACCUUCUCAUACUUCUCUCCACCUUCUCUCUCUAACCCUUCCCCUCCUUCCCCUCUUCCGCCUUCUUCUCGUCCCCCUCUUCUAUCUAGUUUCCCUCCUUCUUUGUCCAGUACACCGCAGUACUCUCCCACUUUCUCUUUGCCAUGGCCCUCCCGAACGACUCCUACACCAAUGCCUCUGACGAUGAGUCUCUUCGAUACAUCCAUGGACUCACAGUCGGCGUCGUUGCGAGCUUCAGCCGACUUCGAGCCGAACAGACCGGACUUUAAGGCGGCUCCGAAUCAACCGACUCGCGUGCGCUUGAAGGCGGGCGAGUACGGAGACAACGUGGUCGACUACGGCGGCGGCGGCGAGGAGCCCGCGCCGGCCGCCCAGCUCGCCUCGCGCCCCGCGGAGCCUCCGUCCUCCGCCCCUCGCACGCCGCCCUCCACGCUGCUGCAGCCCGAGCAUCCGCCACCGCCGCCCGCCCGCGCCCUGCAGGUCCCCGCCGCGGCCUCCGCCACGGGCCGGCCGUGGUCCCCGCGGCCUCGGACUCCAGGCGGCCAGUCACGUCGUGUUCUUGUGCGGUUGCUUGCGUCGCUGUGAGCGUGUGGCGAGGUUAUAAUCGAAAUAAAAAAGUGUGAUCCUUA
Messenger RNA from Danaus plexippus (monarch butterfly), 1814 nucleotides. RefSeq lists its product as uncharacterized. Gene Ontology annotation, biological process: proteolysis. The transcript has 6 exons. The record is from RefSeq and is a predicted model, not a curated record. The coding region runs from base 166 to 1770 and encodes 534 amino acids. NCBI's taxonomy places the organism in Eukaryota, Metazoa, Arthropoda, Insecta, Lepidoptera, Nymphalidae. Gene Ontology annotation, molecular function: serine-type endopeptidase activity.